Molecule: messenger RNA, 684 nt
Organism: Fusarium sp. VM40
Lineage: Eukaryota; Fungi; Ascomycota; Sordariomycetes; Hypocreales; Nectriaceae
Source: the annotation of a GenBank genome assembly
AUGCCGGACCUUCAAAGAAUCCUCGAUGCAUGCUGGCGAUAUUCCUUUCCACUCGAAUUCGACGUCCCCGAAGAUUAUGUUAUAUCUGAAGAAGAACAAGCCAUGAUGGACAACGUCGAGCCAUCUCUCGUAGGCUGGGGGUUCACCGUCUACCGCACUUACUACGGCCUCGGCUCUGAUCAGAACUGGGACACUCUACGCAACAAGGCCAAAGUCGAAGCCGACAAGGGGCUCAUCGCCUGCGUGUAUGAUGUAAAUGACGAGAUUGCAGAAAAGCUUGAACCCCUCUUCCGUCUAGAUGCACGCUCUGACCCAGCCUUGCUCGACGGACUGAGUCUAGCAGAGCUGUGUAAGGUCUACAAAGACAAGACUAGCGGAGAACCCGAACCGGUCCAUCGAUGCUGUGUAUUUCUCGUCGCCGAUGAGCAGGUACUCAAGCAGAUAGGACGGGAAAACUUCAUUAUCAAAGCAGUGGACGCUGAUAGUCCUCCAUCUCCACAAGAAGGAGUCUCUGUUAGAUCGAGAAGCAAUGGGUUUUCUUGCGGUUGGCACGUGAUGGAAAUACGCCAGAUGCUCGAGUUUUGGGGUAUGCUCGACAUCUGCCUCCCCCAUCAAUGUAUGUGUUGGGCAGUGGAUGAGUCAGAGCUUUAUUAUAUGGUCUGGGAGGGCUGUGAUGGGAGCUGA